UCCCUCCCCCGCGCCGCGCUUUACGGCGUCGCGCGGCAGCGUCGCGCGGGGCCGUGCGGCGCCGUGCCCGGACGGAGGAGGUCACCGAGCGGCGGUGGCGGCGCCGCGGCUCCAGCUCGGGCUCCAGCAUGUGGCGGGUGUUGGCGCGGCGCGUGGCCCGGGCGGCGCCGGGGGCGGCCGGUCCCGCGCGGGGCUGCCGGGCGCUGGGCGGCGCGGCGGCGGCGGCGCGGCCGGGCCGGGGCCCAGCGCGGGGCGGCGGCGGUCUCGGCCCCGGCCCUGGCCCCGGCCCCGGCCCCGCGGGGCGGCCCGGGGGGCUGCUGCUGCCCCCGGCCUGGCCGCGGUUCGUCCCGCGCCGCUGCUGCAGCCUCCCGGCGCACCAGAAGGUGGCCCUGCCGGCGCUGUCCCCCACCAUGCAGAUGGGCACCAUCGCGCGCUGGGAGAAGAAGGAGGGCGAGAAGAUCAGCGAGGGGGAGCUGAUCGCAGAGGUGGAGACAGACAAAGCAACAGUUGGCUUUGAGAGCCUGGAGGAAUGUUACUUAGCCAAGAUCCUGGUGCCAGAAGGAACAAGGGACGUCCCUAUUGGGGCCAUAAUAUGUAUUACAGUUGAAAAGCCUGAACAUGUUGAUGCCUUUAAAAAUUACACACUGGAUUCUGCAGCAUCUGCUCCCCCUGCAGCAACAGUGCCUCCCCCUCCAGCUGCAGCUCCCUCGCCACCGCCUCCGCCUUCUCCUCAGCCUCCUGGCAGCUCUUACCCUCCUCACAUGCAGGUCACUCUCCCUGCGCUGUCACCUACAAUGACAAUGGGCACGGUGCAGAGGUGGGAGAAGAAGGUUGGGGAGAAACUGAAUGAAGGAGACUUACUAGCAGAAAUUGAGACAGAUAAAGCCACAAUAGGCUUUGAAGUGCAGGAAGAAGGCUACUUGGCAAAAAUAUUGGUGCCUGAAGGAACAAGAGAUGUGCCACUAGGAACAGCCCUCUGCAUCAUUGUGGAGAAAGAGUCUGAUAUUCCGGCCUUUGCUGACUACCGGGAGACCGGAGUAGUUGACAUGAAGCCACAAGCUGCUGCUGCUGCUCCUCCUCCACCGGUGAUGGCAACUCCUGCUGCUGCUCCUCCUCCACAGCCUGCUGCCCCUCCCACUCCAGCGCUUGCCACAGCUGUGCCUCCUUCCCAGAAAGGAAGGAUCCUAGUUAGUCCCCUGGCAAAGAAACUGGCAGCAGAAAAAGGAAUCGACCUUGCCCAGGUGAAAGGUACUGGACCAGAUGGUAGAAUCACGAAGAAAGAUGUGGAGUCAUUUGUGCCACCAAAGGUUGCUCCCGCCCCAGCAGUAGAGGCAGUACCUGCUGUUGCAGCAGCCCCAGUGGGGACCUUCACAGAUAUCCCUAUCAGCAACAUUCGGAGGGUCAUAGCUCAGCGGUUGAUGCAGUCUAAACAAACAAUACCUCACUACUACCUGUCUAUCGAUAUAAACAUGGGAGAAGUACUGGUGCUAAGAAAAGAACUCAAUCAGGAGGUCUCGGAUAACAUUAAGCUCUCCGUCAAUGACUUCAUAAUUAAAGCUUCGGCUCUGGCAUGCUUGAAGGUGCCUGAGGCAAAUUCUUCAUGGAUGGACACAGUUAUUAGGCAAAAUCACGUAGUGGAUGUUAGCGUUGCAGUGAGUACUCCUGCAGGGCUUAUAACACCUAUUGUGUUUAAUGCACAUAUAAAGGGCCUGGCUUCCAUUAGUAAGGAUGUUGUUUCUUUGGCAACCAAAGCCCGAGAAGGUAAACUUCAGCCACACGAAUUCCAGGGUGGCACUUUCACAGUUUCCAAUUUAGGAAUGUAUGGGGUUAAGAAUUUCUCUGCCAUAAUCAAUCCACCUCAAGCCUGCAUCCUUGCGGUUGGCUCCUCAGAGAAAAGGCUGGUGCCAGCAGAUAAUGAGAAGGGAUUUGAUGUGGCCAGUGUGAUGUCCGUUACACUUAGCUGUGACCAUCGUGUUGUGGAUGGAGCAGUUGGAGCACAAUGGCUUGUUGAAUUCAAGAAUUUCCUUGAAAAGCCAGUAACGAUGCUGCUAUAAUCUAACCAUGCGAGCAAAAUCUUCCUGGGUCACACCGUUUUGUUCUAAACAAGCUAUUUAGACUUUAGUGUUCAGACUUAGAGUCCCUUUUUUAUUUUAAAUAUGUAUUAUAUUAUCUGGUAAUCUUAUUACCAGUCUGUACAGAUAAAAUAGUUUGCAAAAAGGCUUUUCAGAGCAAUAUAGAGCUAUACUGUAUUUUUAUACAGUUAAUUAACUUGGAAACUCUUCCAAAACAGAGUUAAGCAUCCCAGAUUUAAAAAUUAUCCAAGCAGUGUGCAUACUGCCAUCUGUUUCUAAAUUAGGGUGAACAAAGGGGUACAUACCAAGUAAUUUCGUGAUCUUUACGUUCUUAAAUUUUGAAUUAUAAAUGUCUCUUCACAGGAGUUCAGAUGAGCUGGUAAAUGAAAUCUACACGUUAGUACAAGGUGAAUUCCCUUGUUAGUCUGUUCUCCUGCUGGGGUGGGCAAGAAUGACAGAUGCACUAAGGGACUGAAGCCCUUGGGAAUAGUUUCUCAAAGGCCAAGUGUUAGUGUUCCAGAUCUCUUUUGGAAUUUGGCACUGGUUCCGACUUUCCCAGCUACGUGAUCCCUUUUGAGCACUUUAACGUAAGGUGAAAGACCACUGACAUCCCUGAGGUCAGAGCUCUCUCAGAUGCCACAGGGAACAUGCUAUCUUCUCACAGACUUUCACUUACAUGUGCUUUUAUAUGAAAUCUCUUUUGCUUUUUCUUUUGCUAAGGUAAUAUCAGAAUAUGAUGCCAUGGAAAUAGCUGUUUUGCAGGGUGUUGAAGAGAAUGUGUGUUGGAACCCAUAUAGGCCAUCACACAUUCUCAUAAUCCCAUCAGUGGGAAAUAAUCAUGUGAUAAAAUGGUUGAAAAAAAAAUUCUUUUUCAGGCAUUCUAACAUAGGAAACUCUGAGUUAGUCACUGGUAUUGCAGUCCUUCCAUGAAUUGUCUAUGUUGUCCCAGCCUCAGUAAACUGCAGAAUGUGCUAUCCAUGUAUAUACUGUAUGUAAAAUGCUUAAAUAGUUCUUCGGACUUGUGUCCAGUUACCCCAGUCAUUGUAUCCUGAAAGGGGUACAGUGGUGAACAUUCUAAAUUCCACUUUCCAAAUGGAAAUGUUAAUGUAAAAGGAGGAUUGUGUAGUAAUUAUGAAGUGACCAGGAGAACUACAUAGGAGGGAGAAGUUUAAAAAAAAAAAAAAAAAAAAUCUGACCUGUUAUUCUGUAUACCGCAUUAAGUACCAUCUCGUGUAAAGCUGUGGUACAAAUUUGCUAAAGAUAUUGAAGGAAAAUAUUGUGGAAAUUAAAUAUUUUUGUGGGAACUAUUUAAUGUCUGGUUGCAACAAUACCUGGUUUUCAUGUCUGGCUUAAGCAAAAAAAGUGCUUUUUUUGUUUUUAUUUUAAAUGAUCUAAAAUAUCUUGGUUCCAGACUUGCUCUAGUGAACCUGUGUGUUCUAUUAAACAUUUGGGAUUGACAAAAUACUAAAA
Dromaius novaehollandiae (emu) is the source of this 3542-nucleotide messenger RNA. RefSeq names its product dihydrolipoamide S-acetyltransferase (gene DLAT). Gene Ontology annotation, biological process: pyruvate decarboxylation to acetyl-CoA. The coding region runs from base 129 to 2054 and encodes 641 amino acids. Gene Ontology annotation, molecular function: dihydrolipoyllysine-residue acetyltransferase activity. NCBI's taxonomy places the organism in Eukaryota, Metazoa, Chordata, Aves, Casuariiformes, Dromaiidae. The transcript has 14 exons. The record is from RefSeq and is a predicted model, not a curated record.